AUGUCUGAUGACUCAAGGACUGUCCCUCAGGAGCAGCUCCCCUCCGACAACCUCCACCCGCCGCCAAUGCCGGUGAUCAACGUGGGUCACCUCAACCUUGACCCAGCGACACGAGCUCGUGUGGUUGAAGAUAUUACCAAAGCAUGCCGUGAUCUAGGAUACUUCCAGAUUAUAAACCAUGGGAUCAGUCAAUCUGUCAUGGAUGGAGCUGUUGAAGCAGCUUCAGAUUUCUUCAAACUGCCAAGUGAGACAAAGGAAGAGUUUGCAUCAGACGACCUCCGACGGCCUGUUAGAUAUGACACCAGCUCAAAGGACGGCAUUAGUAUGUCACGGGCAUACCUAAAGCAUUAUGCCCAUCCCCUGAGUGAAUGGAUGCAAUAUUGGCCGGAAAACCCCCCAAUCUACAGGCAAAAUACUUUCUAUAAAUCUUCUUGCAAUCCUGAACUACAGGAGUAUAUGGGAAAUUUUGCUACUGAAGUAAGGAGGGUGGCCUUGCAACUAAUGGAAGCCAUACUAGAAGGCCUAGGAUUGGGUAAGGGUUACCAGCAUGAGAAAUUUGAGCAAGGACUGCAGCUAAUGUCAGUGAAUUGCUACCCGAAAGAAUCAGAAGGUGAUACAGCGAUAGGGCUGGCGCCGCAUUCCGAUUAUGGAUUCCUCACCAUCUUGUUCACAAGUUGUCGAGGCCUGGAGGUCGUCGACCGCAACAGCAACAGCUGGAAAGUGGUCCAGCCACUGCCACAUGCAUUGCAUGUCCACGUAGGAGACCACAUGGAAGUCCUGAGCAAUGGCAAAAUCAAGACUGUUGUGCACCGAGCUGUUCUGAAUCCUGAAGAGGCAAGGAUCUCCAUGGCCAGCAUUAAUGGUUUUGCAAUGCAUGAGAAGGUCUCCAGUGCCAGAGAGCUCGUGAACGAGCAGAAUCCUGAAAAGUACAACGCGAGCAGUUUUAAUGACUUCCUCGACUAUCUCACAAGCAAUCUGGACAACAAGCACCGGAACUUUCUUGAGAGCCUUAGGAUGCAAGGGGCGUAGCAGGGUAUAAUCUCCACUCGAAGCACAAAACGAUACCUACGGCAGUUUGUCUCUACGCCUACAACCGUUCAUCUCUCUAUAUUACUUUUGAUAUGAAAGUACUGAAGUUGGUGUGUGUUGUCAUGCUGUUUUGGACAAAUUAUCUGUAAUGUUACUUUCGAUCUGAAAGUGCUGAAGUUGUUGUGUGUUGCCAUGCUGGUUUGGACAAAUUAUUAAUGAUAUUACUUUUGAUAUGAAGGUGCUGAAGUUGUUGUGUGCUGCCAUGCUGUUUUCCCCUUUCACCCCCAGUAUGUUAUUACGAGUUUGUAUUAUUAGGUAAGGAGAAAUCCAAGAUGUAAACUUUAUCUAGUAAGGUACUGUAUGCUGUUAGUUGGCCAUUUGACUUCAAGUUUCCACGGUGCGCAUGAAUGAACUACA
This is a messenger RNA of Triticum dicoccoides, 1446 nucleotides long. Its product is annotated as flavanone 3-dioxygenase 3-like. The transcript is spliced from 3 exons. The record is from RefSeq and is a predicted model, not a curated record. NCBI's taxonomy places the organism in Eukaryota, Viridiplantae, Streptophyta, Magnoliopsida, Poales, Poaceae. The coding region runs from base 1 to 1029 and encodes 342 amino acids.